Molecule: messenger RNA, 1491 nt
Organism: Auxenochlorella protothecoides
Lineage: Eukaryota; Viridiplantae; Chlorophyta; Trebouxiophyceae; Chlorellales; Chlorellaceae
Product: SPX domain-containing protein 2
Exons: 6
Coding region: 1-1491 (496 amino acids)
Biological process (GO): cellular response to phosphate starvation
Molecular function (GO): DNA binding; protein heterodimerization activity
Source: RefSeq, a predicted model, not a curated record
AUGACGACACCGGAGGUGACCGACGCCGAGAUCCCUAAGGCGCUACUGAAGCGUCUCAUCAAGGCCAAACUUUCCACAGUCGCUGGGGCAGAUCCAACCAGGGACUACCAAAUUCACAAGGAUGCACUGCUGGCCUUUCAAGAAGCAGCCAAGAUUUUCAUCCACUACCUGACGGCCACAGCCAAUGACGUGUGCCGGGAUGCACGGCGACAGACGAUUAGCGCCGAGGAUGUGCUAACUGCCCUCAAUGACCUCGACUUUGGGGAGGUCACAGGCGAGCUGACGGAAGCUCUGGAAGAUUUCCGCACUGAGGCGAGGGAGAAGUCAAAGAAGAAGGCUGAGGGGAAGAAGCGGAAGGCCGAAGCUACAUUUCUUUCAUCCGGGGGUAUGAAGUUUGCGGCUGCCUUGCGGAACAGCGCGGAAGAGCUGCCCGAUGCCGCGGAGCUUUUCACCCUAUAUAAGCACCUGAAGAAGUCCCUGAAGCGCAUCCCCUGCGGCGAUGCCGGCCAUGACGACUCCAGCCUGGUGGCGGACCCCGCCUCCGAGUUCGGGGAGGCCGCGAGCGGGGACGAGGAUGAGGCAGACACCGCCCUGGAGCUGCCCUCCCUGGACGCCUCCGCAGCCACCCUGGCCGACAGCGCCCAGGAUGCGGCCGCUGCUCUGGACGAGGGCGAGCGAGCCUUUGUUGCGGAGCUGACGCGGGACGUGGAGCAGCUGAACGAGCAGUACAUGGAGAAGGAGGAGGUGAAUGUCAUCCGCUUUGGCACGCUGAAGGACCAGGCUGCGGCGGCCAGGUCUCGCCAGGAGCUGCAGCGAGCCUACCGCGCUGUGGUCGACUUCCACGGCGAGCUCCUCCUGGUCCUGCACUGGAGCAUCCUGGCAUACACUGGCCUUGUCAAGAUUCUGAAGAAGCAUCACAAGCGGACGGGCCUCCUGCUGCGGGCGCCCCACCUGACCAACAUGCUGGGCCAGCCUUUCUGCUCCGUGGAGGCCGAGGGCCCCACCAGCGUGGCCGACGCCGAGGUUCAUCACGGCUCCAGCCUGUCGGCCGACAGCCACGUGUGCGGCAGCAGCGCGGGCGGCCUUGCGGCGCCCGGCGACGGCCCGGGCUGCCACACCGAGCCGCGGCACAAGCGGCGGCGCGAGCCCGCGCGCAUGGGGGAGGGCGCCAUGAGCGAGGGGUCGGCGGGGGGGGGCGCGGCAGGCGGCGAGGAUGCCGUGACCAAGCCCGUGCCCCAGGGCUCGGGCUCCACCACUGCCACCGCCACGGCCACGGCGACGACGACGGGCGCGCCGUCGGCGCGGCCGACGGCGGGCAGCAGCGUCCUGCGCCGCACGCGCGCGGCGCUGGGCCUCUGGCGCCAGCUCCAGGUCACCGCCAGCACGCCCUCCACGGUGUUGCCGCCGGGGGCGGGCCUGGAUGCGCGCCGCGCGCUCAGCGUGGGCGCCGCGCCGGCCGGCAGCGGGCUGACCAACAGCUCGGCCGCCUGA